Prorocentrum cordatum is the source of this 1637-nucleotide messenger RNA. NCBI's taxonomy places the organism in Eukaryota, Dinophyceae, Prorocentrales, Prorocentraceae. The record is from the annotation of a GenBank genome assembly.
AGCCAGUUUGGCCCAGCCCGUUCCGCAUUGUUUUGCCUCCCUGGCGGUCGAGAAACUGGCCGUUAGGACCUGUCCGCGAUGAGCAAGAGCGGAGUCGUCAAGUUUUUCAACGAGGAGAAGGGAUACGGAUUUCUCGUCCAGGAUGACGGCAUGCCAGACUUGUUCGCGCACCGCAACGAUUGCGUUGGCAACAUGUUGCAAGAGGGCGACAGGGUGACAUAUGACGAGGCUCAAAACGACCGCAACGGUAAACCUCAGGCCAAGAACGUGACGGGAGGCACUGGGGGGCCCAACAUUGGUGGUGGCGGUGGUGGUGGCGGCAGGGGCAAGGGCGGCAAGGGCGGUAAGGGCGGCUUCGGCGGCGGCCCGGGGCCCAUGAUGGGCGGCGGAGGCUUCGGUGGAUGCCCAGGCGGCGGCUUCGGUGGCGGGGUGAAGACUGGGAUGGUGAAGCACUUCAACGACGAGAAGGGCUUCGGCUUCAUCGUUCAGGACGACGGGUCGCCGGACAUCUUCGCCCACAGGAACAACGUCAGCGGCAACGCCCUGCAGGAGGGCGACCGCGUGACCUACGAGGCGGGCGUGGACGACCGCAACGGCAAGCCCUGCGCGGUAAAUAUCUCUGGAGGCACUGGCAGCGGCGGGGGCGGCGGCAAGGGCGGCGGCAAGGGUGGCAGAGGCAAGGGCGGCGGCAAGGGCGGCGGCGGCAGGGGCGGCGGCGGAGGCGACUUCGGCAACCCGGGGGGCGACUACGGCUGCGGCGGCGGGGGCGGCUUCGGCGGCGGGGGCAUGGGCAUGGGCGGGCGCGGUGGCGACCUCGGUGGCAUGCCCGAUCCCUACGGCGGUGGCAUGAUGGGGCGCAUGGGCGGCGGGAUGCCCGAUCCCUACGGGGCGCCGCGGGACCCCUACGCCGGCGGCGGCCCCGGCGGCUUCGGCGCCCCCCCGCAGCGCGGCUUCGGCGGCUGCCCGGGCGGGGCGCCGCCCCCCUACGGAGACGCGCCGUACGGGGCCCCCGGCCCGAUGGGCGGCAUGCCGUUCCCGCCCUAUGGUGCCAGCAUGCCCUACGGCGGCGGUGGCGGCUACAAGGGUGGUUUCUGAGAGCCACCGUGGCGGCCACCGGAAGGAGCGCCGCCACCGCACCUGUCCGCUGGAGCUCCUCCCAGGCCGAGGGAAUCGGUGCGGGCUGGCAAAUAAUCUAAAGGAGCCUGACCACUAGCAUCGCUCCCACAGAGGCUGUCUCGAAGCACCAUGCGCAGUGGUUUAGGGGAGUCGCUUUCAAUUGAUAUCGGAGACACUGCACAUCGCUGGCUACAGGUACAUUCAACCCUCGCUGAUGCGGCGCUGCUGAGCUGCAUUCCAGUCGCCACCUCGUUUGGUUGCGUGCCAGCGGGUCGUAAAGGCCACAAGAAGUUCACGUCUCACUUACAGGGACAACUAUACAGUACUGCGCAUCCUGCAUGCCACGUCGGCAUAGACCUGCGGCACGUCCAUACUGAUUGGGGCCGCGUUUGCUCUGGGCUCCGGGGAGGGAGGACGCUGCAAUGUUGCUAUUUACGUACGUUGUUUUGCUACCUUGCGCGUGUGAGCCAAUCAUUGAUUCUUGCGAGAACGACACCACUCGACCGUUGAAUACACUCCCC